This is a messenger RNA of Aspergillus oryzae RIB40, 540 nucleotides long. RefSeq lists its product as uncharacterized. The coding region runs from base 1 to 540 and encodes 179 amino acids. Lineage: Eukaryota; Fungi; Ascomycota; Eurotiomycetes; Eurotiales; Aspergillaceae. The transcript has 3 exons. The record is from RefSeq and is a predicted model, not a curated record.
AUGGGAACAACAUCUGUCCGCCGCAAUCUUUUUCACCACCAUCUCAGCAAACGCUCUGUAUCGGCAGCUCCCCCCAAUGCAUCAAUGCAAAGUGGGACACACAGCGGACUGCCCAGUCUAUCCUCCCAUGCUAUGUCAUCUGCGUCAUCUGAAUCGACACAGUCGCUGGGCUCUGGUAUGGGAGAUGGUGGGGAGAUCGUGGUUAAGGAUAAAAAUGGCGAUUAUAAACUUGACAUUCCCCUUCUUCCGCCGGCUGUUGGGGGAGAGGAUGGGGACGAGAUGGAAGGCAUAGAAGCUGGAGCUACUAGGGGAUCUGGGGCUACGGGGACUGAGUCCACAGCACAGACGGAAAUUAGCGGACGCGAGAAAGAGAAAAUCGAGGCAAGUCUAGUAGAGAUGAUGUACCGGAGUCGGAACAGGCAGAUGAGCACCGAACCAGCUGAAAUUCUGAAUCUCAUCCAUCAGAGCCUUCGGAACAAAGUGGCCUCCCUGGAUGAAGAUAACUGGAUAUACGAACCAGAGCCCGAUUCGCUGUUCUAG